AUGGCAACGGCUCCGUCAUUGACGAUAACAAAGCUGUUCAUCUACCCCGUCAAAUCACUCCCGCCAGUCCAGGUAUCGUCCGUCGAGCUCACCAACGAGGGUCUCCGCUUCGACAGAAGCUUCGUCUUGGUCAAUCCACCAAAAGACGAUUCGCGACGUGCCAAAUUCCUCACCAUCAAGAAAUUAUACAAGCUCGCUCUCUUCAGACCCACCAUAGAUGACAGCUGGACCAAGCUCACGAUCCACCAUACGAGGGCGACUCCCUCGUCGUCCAUCACGGUGCCACUGACGCCCUCGCCGCUGUCUCUGUUGACAAACAAGACCUUCGAGGUGAGUAUAUUUGGCACGACCGCCAUCGGCAUUGACCUUGGGGAGGAAGCCGCGGCCUUCUUCUCGAAACACUUGGAGCAGGAUGUCCGUCUGCUCUCGAUAGGAGGCACGGGUCGUCGCGAGAUCCCGGGCGCUGCCUAUAUCCCCAGCCAACGGAGCGCGCUGUCUCUGGCGUUACAAGAAGGCCUCCAGCCUCAACGCAUUCGAUUCGCCGACGCUGCACCGUUGCUCAUCACGUCGACGGCAUCCGAACAAGAUGCACGCUCGCGCCUCCCUCCAGCGCAUCAGGAUGAGGACGUCAUCAUCCGCUUUCGCCCGAAUAUUCACAUCGACGUGAAGACUCAGCUGCCGCCAUACGACGAGGACAACUGGUCUUCGUUGCUUGUUCGCUCACAUUCGGACGAAGCACAAGAGGUCACGAUCAAAUGCAUCUUCAGAACGGUGCGCUGCCUCAGCUUGAACGUGGAUCCUGACACUGGCGACAUGAUCAAACGCGACCGACAGCUCUAUGGACUCUUGGCCAGUGACAGAAGGGUCAAUGACAAGUUCCCUCACAAACCUGUCUUCGGGCAAUAUGCCUUUGCCGGCCCGUCCGGCGCCAUCCUUCGAACAGGAGACACAGUAUAUGUUACAGAAAGGAUCCAGAGGACCUGA
This is a messenger RNA of Cladophialophora yegresii CBS 114405, 984 nucleotides long. RefSeq lists its product as uncharacterized. Lineage: Eukaryota; Fungi; Ascomycota; Eurotiomycetes; Chaetothyriales; Herpotrichiellaceae. Gene Ontology annotation, molecular function: molybdenum ion binding; pyridoxal phosphate binding; catalytic activity. The record is from RefSeq and is a predicted model, not a curated record. Bases 1 to 984 code for a protein of 327 amino acids. The transcript is spliced from 3 exons.